Molecule: messenger RNA, 750 nt
Organism: Pieris brassicae (large cabbage white)
Lineage: Eukaryota; Metazoa; Arthropoda; Insecta; Lepidoptera; Pieridae
Gene: Osi8
Exons: 4
Coding region: 1-750 (249 amino acids)
Source: RefSeq, a predicted model, not a curated record
AUGGAGUUAUCCCGCCACGAACGUGCGAACGACUCCAAAAUGGUACACUACCUCCUCGUAUUAACACUUGCAGCGGCUGUCAGCGCCAGAACAGCUAGCACAAACCAAAACAGUCUGGACGAGGGCAGGAGUUCAGAUGACACAUUAUUAGGAGACCUCAAAGUUGCCUAUGAAACAUACAGAGACUGCAGUGGUAGCGAUAUUGGCAGCUGCUUGAAGUUGAAGCUAGCUAAGGCGCUUAACAGGAUCUCAAAGAGUGAUGAAGUCACUCUUCUCGGUGGAGUCACGAUCACAAAAGACAAGAAUGCUGUCGACAAAGUGCAGGAGGAGGCGAUUCCAAGAAAUCUUGAUGAGAGCUCCUUGGACAACCUCAUUUUGGACAAAAUCGUGGGAUUCAUGCAAACUCAUACCGUCCAGAUCAAAUUCCCCACCGGUUCGGACCUUCAGCGCGCGUUCGACGAAGGUCGUGGAAGGAGGAAGAAACUUGCCCCACUCCUUGCGAUCCCACUUCUGAUCGGUGGAAUGAUCGUACCCCUAGCCUUCGGAGCACUGGCCCUCCUCGCUGGAAAGGCCUUGAUUGUCUCCAAGUUGGCUUUGGUGCUUGCUGGUAUCAUUGGUCUGAAGAAACUUCUCUCCUCAAGUGGAACAGGAGAAGCUCAUGAGGUGGUGGUAUCUGCUGGACACGGUGGAGCUGGUUGGAGCAGGUCCCUCGAUUCACACGACCUUGCCUACAACGCGUACACCCAAUAA